Molossus molossus (Pallas's mastiff bat) is the source of this 2881-nucleotide messenger RNA. It is a transcript of the gene WDR1, whose product is annotated as WD repeat domain 1. Gene Ontology annotation, cellular component: cortical actin cytoskeleton. Gene Ontology annotation, molecular function: actin filament binding. The record is from RefSeq and is a predicted model, not a curated record. Bases 98 to 1918 code for a protein of 606 amino acids. The transcript has 15 exons. Gene Ontology annotation, biological process: sarcomere organization; locomotion; positive regulation of actin filament depolymerization. Lineage: Eukaryota; Metazoa; Chordata; Mammalia; Chiroptera; Molossidae.
CGGUCCCUUUCCCCGGCUCGGCCUCGGCCAGGUCUGAUCGGCGCGCGGGCGGCCCCGAGGGUCUCGGCGAGCGCGGCGCGGUAACAAGUGGGCGAGGAUGCCGUACGAGAUCAAGAAGGUGUUCGCCAGCCUCCCCCAGGUGGAGAGAGGCGUCUCCAAAAUCAUCGGCGGCGACCCCAAGGGCAAUAAUUUUCUUUACACCAAUGGGAAGUGCGUCAUUCUAAGGAACAUCGACAACCCAGCCCUCGCCGACAUCUACACGGAGCACGCCCAUCAGGUGGUGGUGGCCAAGUACGCGCCCAGCGGAUUCUACAUCGCCUCUGGAGAUGUGUCCGGGAAGCUGAGGAUCUGGGACACCACGCAGAAGGAACACCUCUUGAAGUACGAGUACCAGCCUUUCGCUGGGAAGAUCAAGGACAUCGCCUGGACAGAGGACAGUAAGAGGAUCGCAGCGGUCGGGGAAGGAAGGGAGAAGUUUGGAGCCGUCUUCUUGUGGGACAGUGGCUCUUCUGUGGGCGAGAUCACGGGACACAACAAAGUCAUCAACAGUGUGGACAUCAAGCAGAGCAGGCCGUACCGGCUGGUGACAGGCAGCGACGACAACUGCGCCGCGUUCUUUGAGGGGCCACCGUUCAAGUUCAAGUUUACAAUUGGCGACCACAGCCGCUUCGUCAACUGCGUGCGAUUCUCUCCCGAUGGGAACAGGUUUGCUACCGCCAGUGCAGACGGCCAGAUUCACAUCUACGACGGGAAGACGGGGGAGAAGGUGUGCGCUCUGGGGGGCGGCAAGGCCCACGAUGGUGGCAUCUACGCUAUUAGCUGGAGUCCUGAUAGCACCCAUUUGCUUUCUGCUUCCGGAGACAAAACCUCUAAAAUUUGGGACGUCAAUGUGAACUCGGUCGUCAACACGUUUACCAUGGGCUCCAGCGUUCUGGACCAGCAGCUGGGCUGCUUGUGGCAGAAGGACCACCUCCUCAGCAUCUCCCUGUCUGGGUACAUCAACUACCUGGACAAGAACAACCCCAGCAAGCCCCUGCGGGUCAUCAAGGGUCACAGCAAAUCAAUCCAGUGCCUGACGGUGCAUAAAAACGGCGGCAAGUCCUACAUCUACUCCGGAAGCCAUGACGGACACAUCAAUUACUGGGAUUCUGAGACGGGGGAGAACGACUCCUUCACUGGCAAGGGCCACACGAACCAGGUGUCCAGGAUGACCGUGGACGAGGCCGGGCAGCUGGUGAGCUGCAGCAUGGACGACACGGUGCGGUACACCAACCUCAUGCUGCGGGACUACAGCGGACAGGGCGUCGUGAAGCUGGACGUUCAGCCCAAGUGUGUCGCUGUCGGCCCCGGAGGGUACGCGGUGGUCGUGUGCGUGGAGCAGAUCGUCCUGCUGAAGGACCAGAAGAAGUGCUUCAGCAUCGACAGCCCCGGCUACGAGCCCGAAGUGGUGGCGGUGCAUCCCAGUGGGGACAUGGUGGCUGUGGGGGCCACGGAUGGGAAAGUCCGCCUGUACUCCAUCCUGGGCACCACGCUGAAGGACGAGGGCAAGCUCCUGGAGGCCAAGGGGCCCGUGACGGACGUGGCAUACUCCCACGAUGGCGCCUUCCUCGCCGUGUGCGACGCCAGCAAGGUGGUCACGGUCUUCAGCGUAGCUGAUGGCUACUCGGAAAACAACGUUUUCUAUGGGCACCAUGCCAAGAUCGUCUGCCUGGCCUGGUCACCAGACAACGAGCACUUUGCUUCUGGCGGCAUGGACAUGAUGGUGUACAUCUGGACUCUGAGUGACCCCGAGACCAGGGUCAAGAUCCAAGAUGCGCACAGGCUCCACCACGUCAGCAGCCUGGCCUGGCUGGACGAGCACACGCUGGUCACCACCUCCCACGAUGCCUCUGUCAAAGAGUGGACAAUCAGCUACUGAGGGCCCGCCUCUGCCGGACCGAACCAGGGACUAGAGUUGGACCGCAGCAGAACACGGCAUUUCUGUCAAUAUUUCUGUAACACCCCGCCCACCCGCUCGGGAGGGAGGGGCCCUCUCUCCUGACGACCCUCGUCUCUCUGCAGGGUGUUUGUAUCUAUACACGUCCUUCUGAAAGCUUUAGACGGUGACAGUUUGCACAUGAGAAAUAAAGUGAGCACUUAAACCGCGUGUGGAGCCUGACUCGCCACCCCCCGCGCAGCCGCGCCAGCAUUCCAGAGGCAGAGCCUCCAAAGCACAGACUCGCUUCGUGGCGCCUGCCGUGGGUCCGGGGAGGCUGUGUCCACGGACCACGCCCCCUGCAGACAGGCUGCUCGGGAGGAGGGCGCACCUGCGUCCCGGAGGCCGGCGGCAGUGGCCCGUGGGCGCGUGGCCCUGCGUGGAAGUCACGCGUGCAGUCGCCACCGGGAGGCCUGGAAGCAGACAGGCACCCACGGGGCCGUGUAUCUCACUGUCGGUUUUUGUGCUUGAUUUUGAGAAUGGAGCCGUGAGGGUUUAUUGUGUGGGUUUUUUUGUUUUUUUUUCUAAGUGUCUUAACUGUUGCCUGUCAUUGUUUACAAGCUAGUGGGUGGAGCGCGCUGUCCCAGGAUUCAGAGCCCUUGUUAGCCAGACUGAGUGUCCUGUCCCACGUCACUGUCGUCCAUGGAUGUUUUCCCAUCUUUCUCCUGUCCCCAGAGCAGAGAUUAAUUUAAAGGUAAAGAUGAAGUCACUGUAACUGUCCUCGUUUUCACCUUUUCUUUUUUCAGUGCAGAAAUUAAAAGUAUAAAGCACGGUGAUCUGGAGUUUCUUGUGUCGGAGUCACUGGUGAAUGUUGGCUGAGAGCAAGCCCCCCCCUUGCACUUGUGAAACACUGAGCGCUCUACUAGCUGAGACCGAUCAUUAAACACCUUUCUCUGCACUGUGGGU